This is a messenger RNA of Schistocerca nitens (vagrant locust), 551 nucleotides long. RefSeq names its product ATP synthase membrane subunit K, mitochondrial-like. The record is from RefSeq and is a predicted model, not a curated record. Lineage: Eukaryota; Metazoa; Arthropoda; Insecta; Orthoptera; Acrididae. Bases 133 to 291 code for a protein of 52 amino acids. The transcript has 2 exons.
GUGCAUGAAGUGCUUUGGAAUUGGUUCCAUUUUCCCGUGCCCGUGCUAGCGAGACCGGCAAGUAAAGCACAGGGGAAAAGGGUGCAGUUUUUGUUUGAUUAGGGUAAUACCCAUUACAAUAUUUCGCAAGCUAUGGCAGGAGACGCCAAAGUAGAAGAGGGCCAAUUAAAAGGUCUGUCGAAGUAUUUCAAUUCAACUACGAAUACCGGGAGGGCAAAUGUAGCAAAGGCUACAUAUGCUGGUGUUGGUCUUGUUAUAUUAUAUUUCAUGUUGAAACCAAAGAAGAAGUGAUCCAAAGUUUGUGAGGAUUAGUACCAAAUCUGUAAAUAAACUGCAACUUGUGAUUUAAGUAUUAUAAAUUCUCAACACAGUGCAUUGUAUAAUUGAAUACAGCAUUAAAUUUUGUAAGAAAUUAAUUUUUAUUAAUUAAUGAGAUGUGUGGCCAAAUCUCAUGAUAUUAAUACUGUCAGUAAUUUCAUUGCAUUUAUAUCACGAUGUUAUAAAUGAAUAUAAAUAACAAUAAAUACACAGUUGCUUGUUUCUCCAUGUAA